Molecule: messenger RNA, 3075 nt
Organism: Suillus subalutaceus
Lineage: Eukaryota; Fungi; Basidiomycota; Agaricomycetes; Boletales; Suillaceae
Product: alpha beta-hydrolase
Exons: 15
Coding region: 370-2925 (851 amino acids)
Molecular function (GO): hydrolase activity
Source: RefSeq, a predicted model, not a curated record
CCACAGUCUAACGUGAUUUAUUCAGGAGGUCGUAAGGUCACCUGUAUCUUGUAUAUCAUGUUUUGCAGCCAGCUCCGAAUUUCUACGCCUCUCUGUCCUCUUGGCUAUGUAGUAAUCUCACAUAUCUUAUCCGGCAGCAGUGAUGAUUCUGGACCACAUGGCCGCUGUCGAGACUACCGUGACUCCGUUGACCUCCACGUUUCACCUAGCAAUGGAAAGUUGCCGCCAAAGCUCAUUUCCGUCCUUUUAGCUCAUGCUUGGUUGGCAUCCCUGAUGUCACUGGGAAUUUUCAGACUGGCUGUGCGGUACGGCUACUGACACUUCCUCUCACGUCUGCCACGUACACUCUGGUUUGUCCCUUGAACAGAAAUGACACUCUCUACAUUCUCAGUAGCAAUGCAUAUUACUCCAACCGUCAUCAAGGCCCUCUAUACUCAUGGAAAACGGAAAACAAAAAAGCUGAAGGAUAGUGAUGAGCAACAAGAGGCCACCGAUGACAUUUUCUUUGACGAAGCAUUUCACAUCGUUAAAUCAUUCAUUCUUCUUGGCACAAAGAAUACUGUGGAAUCUCUCCAAGCAUUCACGAAUACUCAUGUACCUGCCCCGCCUUGGACUGCUGUUGCCCCUGUGCGCGUCCCACUGCAAUCAUGCAACCAGGCGGCAGACCUCCUGACAGAAUGGUUUGGGCCCGAAGACCUUAAACGUGUCGUUGGAGGUGAAAAGUGGUGGCAAGUUCGUGGUUUAGACGGUAUUGAUGCUGAGUGGAUUGCCGAGAAGUCACACUUGCCUGAAAGCGUUCACAUAGAUGCUGGGAGGAAGUACAGUGAAGAGGAAAAGCUUGUAAUGUCGAUGGAGCAAUUAGAGACCACGAUGCUUUACAUUCAUGGAGGCGGAUACUAUUGGGGGUCUAUCAAUACCCAUCGUUAUCAAGUCAUCAAAUAUGCACAUAAAAUUCGGGGGCGUGCGUUUGCUGUCAACUAUCGGAAGGCACCACAAUACCCAUGGCCAUGCCCCCUACAUGAUGUCCUCGCUGCUUAUCUUUACCUGAUUCAGCCACCUCCCGACGCUACCCAUAAACCCAUUCCUCCUUCAAAAAUCGUCUUCGCUGGCGAUUCGGCAGGUGGCGCACUAUGUCUCACAAUGCUCACUGUACUGCGGGAUUUGGGUCGACCGUUACCAGCGGGAGCAGUGCUCAUCAGCCCGUGGGUAGAUUUGACACACAGUUUUCCUAGUAUCCAUACGAAUACGGCCACGGAUAUCAUACCUCCUCAUGGAUUCAUGAACAAACCCUCUGUGUUGUGGCCGGUGGAUCCAAUCAAAGAAGGCGGUCGCGUCGCCCGUGCACACUCCGAUCCACUGCUGAAGCCAUGUCAUGCAGACACUCCUGGUGCCAAUAAAAAUGUUACAAGAGACAGUGCCCAGGUCCCGCCCACUGACGCUGAAAAGCAUGGUGAUUCUACGCCUGUUGAUUCCAAGCAAGAAACAUCAAGCAGUUCUGCAUCAAGCGUUGCCCUGAAAUCUCAGGUGAAAGCAUCAUUGUUUGAUGAAGGGAAGUGUGAUUCCUCUGGAGGGCACGGGCGAGGCCAGGAGCAGAACAGAAACCCAAGUCAUGCGAUGCCUAUUGAUGACCUUGCUGUGAACAAUAAGCACGGACCUAGUUCGGAUUCAAUCCCCGAUCUAGAUGACAUUGAUUUUUGGCAGCCCAACCCUCCGAAGGUGCUCAUGAAAAAUCCUCGAGAUGUUCCGCUGGAACUACGAUCGCAGAUCCAGCAUUAUGCUACUACAGAGCAAUUGUCGCAUCCUUUAGUCUCACCUAUCCUUCAAGCUUCCUUAGGCAAUCUCUGCCCGUUGUAUAUUUUGGCAGGCGAUGGAGAAGUGCUUCGCGACGAAAUAAUAUAUCUGGCGCAUAAGGCAGCCAAUCCAGCCGAGUACCCUGUACGAGAGGGUGUAAUUAGAGAUGGAUCGAGGCAGAAAGAGAAUGCGCAUAAAUUUUCUACGCCCACCAAAGUCCAUCUCCAAGUGUAUGAUGGAAUGUGUCACGUUUUGACGGUCUUCUCCUUCACGAGUAGUGCGGACUAUGCGUACCAUUCUAUUGCGGAAUUUGCGAAACAUGUUACCCAACAUUCGGCGGUAGAGCACCUUGACCGAAAUCCGUUCCCCAUUCUGCAGCAAACGUUCGGGCCUGACAUUCCAUCUUGCCUCAUGAAUGACCGAUCGAGAGACGUGCUGAUGGUUCGUGAGCGCGUAGAUAUCCAUGGUCGAGUUCGCUCCAUGGAACCAAAAGAGAAUAUUACAGCUCUACAGCUGAGGCCAUCAGAGAUUGGCAUUAUCAAGGAAGAGACUCUUGUCAAGUGGCUGGAAGGCCAAGAGGAGUGGGACAGGCGUUUCGAGUACCGCGCAACCAAGGUAAUGAAGAACAGGAAAAAAUUCGAAGCGAAGGCCGACUCGAUGAUUAAGAAUGCGAGGCUACGGGGCCUCUUACUGGCGGGAGAGAAGGAUGAUCUUGUUGAGAGGUCAAUAGUUAGGAGAUCGAGUGCCGCGCAUAGGGCUAUUCAAGAAAAUAGAAGAUGGGGGCCGUUAGACCUGGUGGACGAACAGCCACCACCCACAGCGAUUGCUGCGAGACGAGACACACGAGAAGCGCUUGCUCUGCUUAAGAAGAGCAUUUAUCACACGGCGCCAGCCACCCACAAGACCAUUCCGAGAAUGAAAACAGUGGAUGUUGUCCUCGCUGCUUUUGAUCCCAAUGAUGCCCCAUUCCGACCUCCUAGACAGUCAGUUUCAGAGCAGCAGGUGCGCACUAGUAUGCGAUACAUUCACGGAAUGCGAAUAUGGCAUUCCAUCGUGACGCAAGUUGACAUUCGGAUUCGCGCAUGUCAGUAUACUAAUCCAGCUACAGUUACUUUGGACGUAAGGUUGCUGUGAAAGCUGCGGAGGACACGCGACGCGUAGGAGAUGCACUUAUGGAGACUGGAGAUAAGGCUGCUAGCACUGUGAAGCCGGCCGCAGUAAGUACUAAGUAGUGGAGAGGAGUGCAGGAUUUGAUGAUCGCGUUGAGUAAUUAUUAAAAACAGA